GGCGGGGAGCGGGGCAGAGGAGGAGCCCAGGUCUAACGCAGUCACCAGGCAGUCAUGGACUGCUUAUGCAGCCGCUGGUUCCCCACCCAGACCCUGAUGCUCCAAAUCAGCCUCGUUCUCGUCUUAGCUCUUCCUUCACCAGAUUCCCAGACAAUCAAAGACCCCAGCUCUUCCUGCACAUUGAAAAGGAUUUUGGGGGGAUCUGUCCAGCUGCGACUGAACUCCUCUUUGGGUCCUAACAUCCGAGAAAUUGAAUGGAAUUGGGAUUCUGAGGAUGAUGAGAAACCACAGCUGCUGGUGUCCUGGAAGCCUAAUACCCCUAAUCCUGAUUGGUAUGACCUUGAAGAAAAACACAAGCACAGAUUCAACGUAACAGAGACGGCUUUCCUGAGCAUCAGGAACCUCACUCUGGAAAUGAGUGGACUAUAUACAGCGAAAAUCAAAUUCCACUCAGGAAAAUCCCAGGAGGAAGUCUUUAGACUCUGUUUAUAUGAGCCCAUCCCCCACCCCCAGAUCCAGAUUUAUUCAUCAUCUAACACAUCAGGCUGGUGCAAUGUCAGUCUAGAGUGUGGGACACCAGGAAACACAGGGAACCUGACAGUGACCUGGCUGAGCCAGGGCCUCCCCAGGGAGCUGGAGCAGAGAGGGACGCUGGGGCCAGCCCGCAGCUCCCGGAACCUGAGCCUGAGCCUGCCCCUCAGCCACUUCAACAGCCGCCUCACCUGUGUGGUCAGCAACCCCGCGGAUGAGAAGAACGCAACCUUACACCUGGAGGACAUCUGUCCACAGAGGGGUUCUCUUCAGAGCAAAUGGCUUUGGAGAGGCAUCCUUCUUGUGGUUCUGACGGUGAGCCUAGUGGCUGGAGUGUGGAUCUGGAUGAGAAAGAAGAUGCAGACUGGGAGAGGUGGGUCCACUCUCCUGCCAGUGGUGCCAGGCUCAGCAGCUACUCCCCAGGUCCUUCUCACAGUGGAAUCCGCUAACCUUCAGACUGCUGUGGCCAACAGCCAUGACCCUGCCUAUGAAGAGAUCAGCUUCCUGAGACACCCUAAGAAAGACAGGGAGAAGGGCAGCUGCCCUUCACAUAACCCGGAGUGUACUUUGGCCAUCCACACUGUCUACGAGAAGAUCCGGACAAGUACAGAGCCCCAGGGGGACGCCUAGACCACGAUGACACUGGAGCAUGGGGGGACCUUGGCAAGAUCUGCCCCACCCCACCCUUUUCCCCUGGGUCCCCACAGAUCCCUCAUUAAGGUGAAGCUGGGGCUAAAGCCUAGGUCUUCCUGACCAAUUUUCAGCACGAGCUGCUCCCCUGGGUUCUCCAUCAAAAUUUUCUCACAUCACAGAUGGUGGGUGGUGACUCUGCUACUCAAAUAACCAAAUAUGAGAAGCAAACCCUUCAGCCUUUGGCCACACUUCUGACCUGUGAGCCACUUGACCCCAUCAGGGAACACUCAUGGUCAGGCAGGGCCUGCACAGGGGUGGUUGGGGGAGAGAGAUGAUUCCUUGGAACAGGGUGCAUCCUGGGGGCCCUGAGAAGGAUGGGCCUUGGGUGGAGGACCUUCAGGAUUUCACAGCCCGGCUCGCUACACGUGAAUAGAGAGAAGGAUGGCCCUUGACUGUGGAAAAAAGAGACCUGCAGAUACAAGAUUCAGGGCCAGCUGUAUUGUAGAGGAGAAGGGUGGAAAGGGAAGGAAACAAUUUUUUGAGCUCUGUCACCUACUAGGCUUAAUUCUAAGCACAGGAAAUGUACUAUCUAGGUUCUCAAAAUUCAGUUAAUUCACAGGCUUUUUUAUUUUUAUUCAAUAAUACAUGCCUGCAGUACAAAAGUCAAAAGGCAUGUCCUGUUGAAAUGAUAAUGCUUCAUAAUUUUGCUGCUAUUAAAAUAGGAUCUUGUUCCCAGUGAGUAUUCUAACUCAUUGAUUAAAAUAAUACAUGCAAAAUGUAUAUUAAGCCGUGUUACUAAAUUUCUCUACUGUUUGUAACAGUUUUUCAUUUGAUCCCUUUGAAUUUGGGGGUAAAUAAAAAUAUUAACAAGUGAUUAUAAUUUUUGCUUCCUUCUUUCCAGUUUUUAUGCUUUAUUCCUGUCUCUUAUCCAAUUGAAUGGGCUAAUACUUCCAAAACCAUGUUAAAUAAUGAUGAUGAAGAAUAUCCUUGUAUUGUUCCUAACUUUAAUGUAAAUGCUCCCAGUGUUUCUCCAUUAAGCAUGAUGUUCUUUUUUUGGUUAAGGCAUAUUGUUGUAUCAUGUUAAGAAAGUAUGUAUUUAUUCCUAUUUUAUCAAGAGUUUUACCAAGAGUAAAAUGGUCAAUUUUAUUGUUUCCUUUUUAACAUCUGUGAACGUAGCAUAUGGUUUUCUUUUUUAUCUACUAAUAAUACAUUAAUAGAUGUCUUAAUAUGGAACUAUCCUUCCAUUAUUAGAAUAAAUCUCAGUUGGUGAGUUUGG
This is a messenger RNA of Balaenoptera musculus (blue whale), 2440 nucleotides long. RefSeq names its product SLAM family member 6-like. The coding region runs from base 55 to 1161 and encodes 368 amino acids. Lineage: Eukaryota; Metazoa; Chordata; Mammalia; Artiodactyla; Balaenopteridae. The transcript has 6 exons. The record is from RefSeq and is a predicted model, not a curated record.